UCCACCUGAGCUACAAAUCUUCUCUAUCAUAUCUAGAUGAAUAGUAUUCCUUAUUCCUUUGAUGUUUGCACACUAAACAAGUCUUUCAUACAUUCUCCCACAAAUGCCAAACUUUCUAGUGUUACAAGUGUUAAUGAAACCUGCUACCCUGGUUUCAGUACAAAUGAUGUUUUAAAAUGUCUCCAGUCUCUGAACCCUUCUUGUAGCCUCGGUUCAGAUGGUUCGCCUAGUGUUAUUCUUAAAAAAUGUACAGACAUCCUGUGUUAUCCUCUCAUGGACAUAUUUAAUGAAUCUUUUUUUCAGAAAUGUCGUGUCAGCCGUUUAGAAGGACAUUAAAAUUGUGCAUAUACCUAAGUUGUCUAGUGGAACAUGUUUUAAAUUUAGACCCAUUACUAUUACCUCUCCUUUUCUAAAACCUAUGGAAAAGUUACUCUUAAUUAAUCUUCAAUCUUCACUUAAAGCCUUUAAUGAUCUCGAAAAAUUUGCCUAUAAACACAGUAGAAAUACUUUAGAUGCAGUUGCAGUCUUGUAUCAUAAAAUUGUCUACAGCUUAGACUAGGG
Molecule: messenger RNA, 561 nt
Organism: Trichobilharzia regenti
Lineage: Eukaryota; Metazoa; Platyhelminthes; Trematoda; Strigeidida; Schistosomatidae
Source: the annotation of a GenBank genome assembly